AAUCAUUCAACAGAGGGUGAAGUCCUAAAGUUUGUAGUUUACAUUGAAAAGCAAGAACCGAGGCAACAGCAUUUCUGAAAUUCGUCCCUUCUCAAUCGCACUUUGUUACUUGGACGUUUAUUAUUCUCUGGAGGCAAGAGAAGAUGGCGAUGAAAGGCUGCCUAAGCGUGACCAAAUAUUUCCUGUUUGUCUUCAACCUUUUUUUCUUUAUCCUGGGAGGUGUUCUGCUGUGCUUUGGACUCUGGAUCUUGUUUGACAGGAGCAGCUUUGCCUCCAUGAUAGGGUCUUCUACACCCACCUUGAAGAUUUGGUCCUAUGUGUUUUGUGGAGUUGGGAUCCUUACAAUGCUGCUGGGGUUUCUGGGCUGCCUUGGUUCAUUAAAGGAGAUCAAAUGCCUCCUUGGAUUUUAUUUUGCUUUCCUUCUUCUACUGUUCGCAGCUCAGAUUACUGUGGGUGUCCUGGUAUACACACAGCGCUCCUCAUUGAAUGCUGCAGUGGGAAAAUACGUGGAAAAUAUUAUCAAGAACUACGACAUUGUCGCAAACCAAACAGAACUUCAGGAAGGUCUGGACUUUGCACAGGAACAGAUGAGCUGCUGUGGUUGGUACGCACCUGAAGAUUGGAUGAAAAAUCAGAAAAUCUCUGAAAAUUCUUCAGUCAACUUGUAUCCUUGCUCCUGCAGAAAUACAUCUUCCCUCCCUUCUAACCCAAAAAUCAAUGGUACUGCUAAUGGGACUGACACCUCUGAGCCUAUAAUUGAGCACAGGAGUGGAUUCUGCACUGCAGGAUCAAGGAGCAACUGGCCUGUAUAUAAGACAGGCUGCAUGAACAGUAUUCAGACAUUCAUAUUGAAUAAUUUCAUCUGUAUUAUUGGAGUUUGCAUAGGCAUUGCCUUGCUGGAGCUCUUUGUCAUGACGUUGUCGAUGUGUCUGUGUAGAAAUCUAGACCAAAACUACAACAAGCUUGCACGCUAUUCGUAGAAGACUGUUAUGCUGCCUGGCACAGCCCGAGAAGUAAGAAGAUUGGAAACUCUGCACAUCCAGCCACAGCCAAUAAACUGCAUGUUCCCUUUCAGCUUGUGAACAGCACAGCCCCAUCCUCCCAUCCUUCCCAUUAGCAUCCUCUCCUCCCUUUGAUCUUGACCAUGGAUGGCCUACAUACAAAAGAGUUUGGAGCGUCUGGACUUCAUUCAAGACACCGCAUCAUCUCUAUACGGACAGCAAGAUCUGCUCCCCAUUAAACCUUAACCGCUCCACCCUAGACUCGUUUUUAUAUUUGGAAUAUUUAAACAAAAAUGUUAUACCACUUGCAGUAUUAAGCCCAGAGGAUGAACUGCCAUGUAAUACUCUUAGAGCAUUUUAUACUUCUCAUAGGGCUUUUGCUAUUGUCAGGCCUUUAAGACAAUAGUGACACCUAGAGGUCAUUAUGUGCAUAACAAAGACAUUCAUUUUUCAUUUUAUUUUUUAACUUCCAAAGUUACAAGGAUCAAGAAUGCUGAUGGAAAAAGAAAACAAGUUCCUCUUUGGAAUGGAUUACUAUUGUAAAUAGAUUUUCUUAUAAUAGCUAUUCACAUCAAUAUAUGUGUGUUCUGUGACCAGCUCAGUGGUUUGUUAUUGUUUGUUCUUUUUGCCUGUUUUAUACAAAUAUAGGAUUCGCAAUGAAUUGCCAUGUUCUCAUGGAAUAUAAUAGGAAAUGGCUCUUUGAGCCAUUUCAUUUCUUCUCCAGAGCCCGGCAUGUAUGACAGAUGUGAGGUAUUCAGGUUGACAUAAAUAUUAGGCUGAAUUAACACAGUAUUUUUUUUCUGCAAUUUUUAGCUGUGUUUUGGCAGACUGUAAAAAUGCACUUAAACAGCACAUGUAUUUUUACUGUUAAUUGGCGCCAUUUUUUAUUGUGUCAGCUGAAAAGACUGCACUGGCAGUAACUGUAUUGCACAACCAUGUGAAUUUGUUGUAAAAACACAUGCAGAUUUUCAAAUGUCCUUUUUCUUCUGUCCUUAAAAGCGCAACCAAUAUACACCCUGUGACCCCAACCUUAGGAUGGCCGCAUUUCUUGCGUACAGCCACAAGUCCCUGACCAUGGGUCAUCACACCAGUGGUCGGGCCAGGACUUUCAUCGAUAAUACAGACACAAAAUGUGACUGUAAUACACCUGCGUAUGGGACUUCUUUAAUAUCGGUUUUCUUGUGUUAUUGUGAGUUUUCUUGUCAUAAGUUUUUUAAAAAUAAUGUAAAGUAGAAAAAGAUAGUGGCAAUGGCACCUAACGGUCUAUUAAAAGAAUGCAAUAAAUUAAAUACUAGAGGUCCCACAAAUAUCCGAAAAAAUAGUGGUAGUCCAUAUACAUAAAGAAUGUCCUGCGUAACAGUGGUGCCUGGACAGAAUCAGUGCAAUUCAAUAAAUACCAGUUAGGCUGGGUUCACACUACGUUUUGUCCCAUACGGGAGCGCAUACGGCAGGGG
This is a messenger RNA of Hyla sarda, 2455 nucleotides long. RefSeq names its product CD82 antigen-like. Lineage: Eukaryota; Metazoa; Chordata; Amphibia; Anura; Hylidae. The record is from RefSeq and is a predicted model, not a curated record. The transcript has 9 exons. Bases 144 to 980 code for a protein of 278 amino acids. Gene Ontology annotation, cellular component: membrane.